Messenger RNA from Dioscorea cayenensis subsp. rotundata (Guinea yam), 1409 nucleotides. RefSeq names its product peroxisome biogenesis protein 22-like. The record is from RefSeq and is a predicted model, not a curated record. Lineage: Eukaryota; Viridiplantae; Streptophyta; Magnoliopsida; Dioscoreales; Dioscoreaceae. Gene Ontology annotation, biological process: peroxisome organization.
UCGUCGUUCAACUCUCGUUGCUCUUCUUCUCGCUUUUCGCGGCAUUGGUAGCUCGAUCGAAUCUCAAAGCGUGGUAGUCUUGAAGUUCUAGGGUUUUUGGUCAGCUUAAUCUUCAACUCUAAUGGCUGAUCUGAAGAUCCUCGGUCGUUUCUGAGGCUCUGGUCAGCUGCAGCUGUGUCACUCUCCAGAAUGGCGGCGUCGUCGUCCUCUCCGCCUUCUCCUCAAGCUUCUCCUGAAGGGAACUCCGGUUCGGAGGAGUUUGCUGAUAUGCUCCGGAGCUUCAUGGAGUCCCUCACGGGGUUUUCCGAGCACCUCCCUUUCACGAUUGAUCGUCAGAGACUCCGUUCUAUUACGGCUCUCUUUGCUCUUGUUGCUUCAAUUAUCUUUGUUUGGAAGCUUUUGAGAGGUCCCACAGAACAUGAAAGAAGACGACGCAGGGCAACCAGGCCUCCGCCUUCUGGUUCUGAUGCCACAUCACAUACGAGCACAUUGGCUCAGUCAAAUGAAGUUUCUACAUCCACUGGGGGUUCAAGCGUGCAAGAUAUAGUUCAUGAUCUCUUCAAGCCAGUAAAUGUGACGCUUGGACAACUAGUAAGGCAAAGGUUUUGUGAAGGGCGGAAGGUCACAUGCCGUUUGCUUGGAGUAAUUCUUGUAGAGACUACCCCAGAAGAACUCCAGAAACAUGCUACCGUGAGGCCCUCUGUGCUGGAAGUGCUGUUGGAACUGGCAGAGUACUGUGAUCUUUAUCUCAUGGAAAGAAUCCUUGAUGAUGAAAGUGGGGAAAGGAUUAUGUCCUCUUUGAAUGAUGCUAAAAUUUUCAAAUCUGGUGGUUUGAUUAGUGAUAAGGUUCUCUUUUGUAGCACUGAGAAUGGGCGGAUAUCUUUUGUUCGGCAAAUAGAGCCUGACUGGCACAUUGAUACAAAUUCUGAAAUUAUCUCUCAAUUGGCCAGGUUCAUCAAGUACCAGUUGCACAUUUCACCAUCGAGAUCUGAACGCAUAGCAUCUAAUGUCUUCAGCUCCAUAAACUUGGAACAAUUUAUUGGAGUUCCAGAUCAGAGCUAAUCUAUCAUGUCAAUUUGCUGAAAAGUUUAUGAUCGCCUGCUGAAUGAUCAAAAAGGCAUCAACAGCCUGAACCUUCAAUUACUCUGGUUACUGAGGUGGUUCUUUUUGGUUAUGGUUCUCAUUUUGAGAUAAUCAGCACAUUGGAUAGCCUUCUUCUUCUCAAUAGUUGCUUCAAGCUACUCCAUGCCAUGUUUCAGAAGGUUCCUUUUAACUCGUUCUUGUAUAGAAAACUUAUCAUGGUGACAAAGUAAAAUCCUUUGGAUAAACUUUGCCAACAAAAUCAUAUUCUGUAGUAAACUUGUUACCUUCCACCUAUAUCAUCACAUUGCAUUCGUUUGCCUUGUUAA